Mycena indigotica is the source of this 978-nucleotide messenger RNA. RefSeq lists its product as uncharacterized. The transcript has a single exon. Bases 67 to 978 code for a protein of 303 amino acids. NCBI's taxonomy places the organism in Eukaryota, Fungi, Basidiomycota, Agaricomycetes, Agaricales, Mycenaceae. The record is from RefSeq and is a predicted model, not a curated record.
ACUUGCUUCAAACAGAUACUGCAGGGCUUUGUCGACGGAGAUACAGGUAGGGACAAUGCGCCAGGGAUGGCAGGCCCGGGCAACCGGGCCACGCGAGUCCGGUUGCUUCGUCCGCACAAGCUCCACUGUGUGUGCUUUGACUUGCCUCUUGCCUUGCCAUGGCAUAAAAGCCGCAUCGACACACUUUCACCAAGUCUGUCAACCUCUGGUCAACUCUGUUACCCCCCUCCCGCACCACUCCGAAGAUCCCUUUGGGCUCCCCAUAAAACAUCCUCCGUGGUCACUGUCGCCAUCGAAUCUCUUGCUAGGACUUGGAUGGAGCCUGACACCACCACAGCACGAAAUGGCCCCGCGACUGGUCCUCUUCUGACUCAUGCCACUCCAUUCAUUCAACUUGAAAUCGAUCGGACCAUCCGCUCUGAAUCGCGUCUUUCCCUCGCCGAAACAAAUCUAGAUUCUGAUACCGACUCGCGUGUCGGGGACUGGGGCUAUUCUGAUAGCGAUGAGAUUGAGCGCGUGGGCGAUUUGGAAGAAUGGCAGUCGCUCGCAACCGAGAAUGGGAGAGCAAACAACGGAGCUCAGACGGCGCUCCCGCUUUUCUUCCCCGAUCCUGACGCUGCCAAUUCGGACUCGGGAAUUGACGACACAAGUGCCUCUGACUCAGAUGGCGCCGAUGCAGACGAGUCCUCCAUCGGCGAUAACGACAGCGAUGCUCCGCCUACAUCUGACUCGGAGGACGAAGAAGAGCCUGGCUCUGUCACCUACCACUCCGACUUCGACGAGGCCCCAGAGCUGGACGCAGAGUUGGUCUUUUGGCUUCACGAAAACAGCAACCAGCUUACGACCACUCACCCGGCGCAGUCAACCAUCGCCUUCGAAACUCGUGCCCAACGGGCUGCACCGAAGAUUGGUCAUCUUCUAUGGUUUCUCCUCAGCGAGGACGGUAUUUUGAAUGCACUUUUUGACGGGCAGUAUUGA